AUUCUUUCUUCCCUUGAGAUCCGAGGCCGGCAGUCGAGCUCAUGUCUGAUAUGAGGUUUAACCGCGGCAGCAGCUGGAUUGCCUUUCGCCAAGUCGGCAGCAGAAUGAGAGGUCUCUUAUCAAUGCAUUGGAUUCGUCUUAGUAUUGACCGAAUGCUUCACGUGGCGGCUACACCAAGAGUGAUAAAAAGUGCCCUUCCUACAUAUACGCGGACUGCUACCCCGUUACCAAGUAGGUUUAGGGGCGAAUAGCUGACAAGCUAAGUGCCUGCCACCUGGCUGAGACUGAACGAGGCGACGAUUGGUUCCUAGCAAAGGGGAGAGGAGGAGUUGCUGAUCCGACCUGAUUGCUGUUGCUAGGUUGAACGGAUAGCUAAGACUUCAAAAUGCCCGAGAUAAGCCAUACGGAGUACGGACUGUGUAGAUGAGGAUUGGCCGUGGACCGAGCGCUUGCAGACGCAAUGCGAGGGAUCACAGACUUGGAAAAGCGUCGUGUUGAAACGCAUCAUGACGAAGAUUGAGUUGUGUCUGAUUUUCCGUUGCAUUGCAUUGCGCGGUAUUGCACUCCACGGAACUGGCCAUUGGCCAUUAUCUCCGAGGAGAGGCAACGCUUCCACAUUCAUGUGCCAACUAACUGAGCCCGCGGAAGAAGUUGAUAAGCCGGCUGUAGACAGUGGAGAUGUCAAAGCCUCCAAAGUAAUAAGUCUCGUUCACUUGAAUGUCAUUUCGUUCGGAAUACCCAAAAGGAACACAGAUUGUAUCAAGAGCUCAUUCUUGCUUGAUUGACGCCAAGGACGCGUGGCGUCGAUGUAGAAUUGUAAUGGCUGCACUCCUUGAUCAGUGAGAGAGGGAUUCUAUAGCUCAAGCUCUUUUGUUGGGGAGAUUUGAGUCGAAUUGACAAUCUUGGUGUUGGCCAUGUUUGGAGUAAGGGAAACGUUAUUGCUUGGAGAGUGGGGGGAGGGGCCACUUUCACAUGUCACGGAGAUCAUUCAUUCCUUUUACUGCCUGCAGGGACAUUACGCGAGCAGCAGGGGUACGUACCUAAUUAAUGAGCUCCCGUCUUCCCGGGGCGAGCCAUUUGAUCGAAUGGCUGUUGAGGAAAGAGAUGAAACGAGGAAUGAACACUCAGAGACAGGGCAUGCGGCUGAGUCGAACGAUUGCCUAUCUUUUGACUGUGAUGGUGUCACAAAGGCCCAACAGCACCCCACCAAUGCCUGUCCUGUACCGACUGACUGAUACUGACUGAUGCCUACUGCUAUGAUCGAAUUGAUGUUUGGUCAGGGCUACAAGAAUUGAAAAGCAUGUGGCUGACAUGUCAUUCGAUAACCUCAGCCAAAGACUCAGCGAAGAUGUAGUGAUGCCAAUCUCCAAUCUUUUCCUUCAUCCAAUAUCAAAAAAGGGAGACUCACAAGAAACAGCUUGAAUCAGCCACAAGAUAAUGAGUUAGCAGUACCUACAUGCCCAAGCUACGUCAAGUAUCCACUCAGCCCAAAAUAGCUCUAAAGAUACCUUGUCUAGUACAAGCACAUGUUUGCGCAUUUGCACAUGCAAAUUGAUUGCUCCCUAACACUCACUCACUCACUCCUCCAGAAUCCUCGCGAUGGCAAAAAACAGCUGCACCUUGAUAUUUGCUGUAUCGUAAAGGUGGGUUACUUUCCGGAAUUUUCUAGCCCCCUACCUACUGGACAGCACUUACAGCACACCCAAAGCGCAUUUAUUAACCUAGAUAGGCCCUUUCCUCUUCGUUUUCCCUUCUUCCUCCGAGUUCUUUUACACCAAAAACUGUAGGUAAUGAGCUUCCAUACUGUGGCGUCCCACCAACAUCAUCUCCCUCAUCUCCCUCAUCCGACCUCAGACGUAACGCACACGCAGACACACAAUUUGGUCCUGACUACUCCUCCCCUCUUCCUCGUCCAUCCUGUUCCCUUUUAGCCUCUGCAGGUCCCCUUCAAUUGCGACCAUCCCACUUUCCCACUUUCCCACCUUCUUCUCUUCUGUUUAUCUAUCCUACGCCAUCACAUCCCACCUGAAGCUCCUCUUAAAGAAAAUUACCGUUCCUGACUCGAAUCAAGCUUAUCCAUCACUCGUCAUCGAACGUCAUCACGAUUUCGACAAGCAAUUGACUUUAUCUCGAACCUUGCGACUUCACCACUUGCACUGAUUCUUUGCAAGCAAUCCUAAAACAACUACCAUGUCUCAUCAAGUUAAUGGCGACGUGAGCGCUGCUCAGUAUUCUGCUUUCGUCCAGCAUCUUCUCAACUACCCUGUCAUUAGCGACGGCGUCCACUCCUUCAAGUCCAACGAAUUCGGCCAGCGCUCCAUCAAGCUCACCGACGCUGCUUACCAGACCUUCGCCGCUCCCGUCGUCCCCUACUUCGCCAAGCCCUACCAAUAUGUCUCUCCCUAUGUCCAGAAGGUCGACUCCCUAGGCGACAAGACCCUCGACCGUAUCGAUGAGAAGUUCCCCGUCGUCAAGAAGCCCACCGAUGAACUCUACCAAGAUACCCGUGCUCUCAUCCUCUUCCCAAUUCAGAAGGGUCUUGAGGGUAAGGACCACGUCUUCCAGGUCUACAACUCUGAGAUUAAGAAGGUCGAGCAAGGAGGCCUCGUCGCGCACGGAAAAGCUGCCGUUACCACCGUCCUCGUCGUCAGCAACGAGACACUCUCUUGGUUGAGCUCUUUCCUGCACCAGAAGAAGGCCGAGACCACCACUGCCGUCAACGAGAAGAUUAACCAGUAAACGCCUCACUCAAUGACCAUGGCACCACGAGCGUGAUGACUGUCCUCAGCUGAACCAUACCUAUACCCCUCCCUGUUUUCCUUUUACUCAGAAUAAUUUCUUGAAACCAUGGCAUUUCCUGUUGUACUUCUCUUCCCUUACUGAUUCUUGGAGUUCUGAAUGAUAUGGGAGCAUAACGCCGUUGCAAAUCAGCUUGUAACUCUCGGAAUUGUCUGAUGUGCCUCUUUGGUUGCGCUGCAAACAUGAUUUCAAUGGUUGUUUCAGCCCUAAGAAAUACAGGUGUUGAAUUCGAUGUGCAUUUCUCUCUGUCGUGUCUCAUAGGCGCAAUGGGGGUUGUCUGCCUCCCCGUUCUCUCGUUUCUAUCUCCCCGCUUGAGGAUUUAGCCGAUGACAGAGUGGCUAGCGGAAGGUGCUGAUGAGACAUAUGAUGAUCAGACGAUUGUGUAUCCUCGAGAUGUGUACGUGAGGAUACGCACGCGGCGGGUGGCUCAAAUCGUUAAAAGGAUGUGGACUUCGAAAGACUUGAAAACGAGCUAAUAGAUUUUGUUUGUAUUCUUGAGUGAAAAUUGAGUGUGAUUCUGGACCCUGGCUUUACUGAACGGGUGAGUGAUGACGAAAUUUGUAUGCAACAGGAUGCACAAGUAUGAAGGGGUGAAACAAAAGAAUAUGUUAAGCUUUUGAUACCACGAUCACGAUGCAAUGGUUGUUCCCAAUCCCGAUUACCAUCACAAUGGUACGUGGUGGCGCCUAAGCCCAUGCUCGUCUGAAGAUUCACGUAGUACAUAAUCUGGUGAUGUCCAGGAAAGUCUAUCGACUUGUGUCAGACUGUCUGAGGAAGCAGAUAGCCACGGUAGGAUCAUCAAAUAAACAUUGACUGAG
Molecule: messenger RNA, 3617 nt
Organism: Fusarium odoratissimum NRRL 54006
Lineage: Eukaryota; Fungi; Ascomycota; Sordariomycetes; Hypocreales; Nectriaceae
Exons: 2
Coding region: 2191-2739 (182 amino acids)
Source: RefSeq, a predicted model, not a curated record